CCUGCGUGCCUUGGCAGGGACGCUUGUUAUCACUCGUGUUCGGUAGCGGUGUUCUAGGCUACAUGUAUUAAGUAAUAAGAUGGGUAACUCUUCAAGUAAAGACGCUAAGAAAAAAGGAAACACCAAAGAGCCUAAAGAUAGUGGUUCUGUUGAAGAAACUCCCAUGCCCACGCAAGGUGUGCCACCCACGGCCUUGCCCACACUUCAAGCUGACCUCACGUCGUAUUCCUCGACGCCAUCCUGUCCCCUGUGGAAAAAGUGUAAAAGCAAGCAUCCGGCAUCACAACCCACUCCAACGACCACGCCCACUGCUUCGCCUCAAAUGAAAAACAAGUUAAUUUACAUUCCCAUAAAUACACCAGAAAUGAAGAAAAAAAUGAAAUGGACUCCUACAAACACGUCCAAAACGAAAAGUCGUGUUCACUCUGCGACCGUCUCCACUGUCAACGCUACCGCCAGGAGUGUCACAGUCGAAUGGUUUGAGAAAGGCGAAACUAAAGGGAAAGAGAUAGAGUUCGAUGCUGUGUUCGCUCUCAAUCCAGAUUUGGCACCACAAGACCAAAACGCCAUGCCACCACCCUCCAAAUUUAGUCAACCUCCCCCCAACCCCUACACUCAUCAGGAUGACGAAGACGAGGAAUCCAGCUUGUCAGAAGCAGACCUUAGUGACUACGUGUCAGGACUAAAUGUUGGUCGAGCAGUGAGGGGGUCUGGACGGUUCCUGAGAUCUUCAAACACCAACACCAACGUUCCGGCAGGCUACCACCAACAGAGGCCUCCCUCGGCGCACACAUCACACCUACCACGGCCUCCAGGGCACCAGGUGGCACGCUCCCAGUCAGCUUCCAGGCUUACCAUGGAUGAUGGUGAUGAUGUGGAUGAUAUGGAUGAUGCUUACUCACGGCAGUCACAGAUCACACAACCUGCUGCAGCACCUGUCACGAGAAGUAAAGAUUUCAAUCGGCCUCGCCAAAGCUACCUUGUGAAACCACCACAGAAUGGAGAAGUUCGAUCAAAUUUGCAAAACAAAAUUGGCCAAUCACCUGCCAGAUCUACAGAAAAUAUUUCAACAUCUACUGUCAGUAAAGCAUCAUCUGUACCAGCUUCUCGGCGACGGAGUAAUGUGGUUAAGGAAGUGGACCGUAUUCAGAAAAAACGGGAAGAACGUAGAAAACAGCAGGCAGAAAAAAAGGAAGAGAAGGAAGCCCUUAUGAAUCUUGACCCAGGAAAUCCUCAGUGGGAGUUUCUUAAUAUGAUUAGAGAGUUCAGAUCACAGUUGGAGUUUCGAACAUUAAAAGAUGGUGAUCCUCUAGAAGAACAUCAAAUUACAGUUGCUGUCAGAAAAAGACCACUUAAUAAAAAGGAGGAAGGUAAAAGAGAGAUAGAUGUUAUCACGAUUCCAAAGAGAAAUUCACUCUAUGUUCAUGAGCCCCGAACAAAAGUUGACCUAACGAAAUAUCUUGAAAAUCAGAAUUUCAGGUUCGAUUAUGCAUUUGAUGAAACCUGCAAUAAUGAACUGGUUUAUAAGUAUACAGCAAGACCACUAGUUCAGACCAUUUUUGAAGGUGGUAUGGCAACCUGUUUUGCUUAUGGCCAGACUGGAUCUGGUAAAACGCACACCAUGGGUGGAGAUUUUCAGGGCAAGAAUCAAGAUUGUGCGAAAGGAAUAUAUGCUAUGGUGGCAAAGGAUGUAUUUAUCUUCACAAAGAAUCCAAAGUAUAGACAACUUAAUUUACAAGUUUCAGCUAGUUUUUUUGAGAUCUAUGGUGGUAAGGUUUUUGAUCUUCUAAAUAGCAAGACGAAGCUUCGUGUACUUGAAGAUGGUAAAAAUGUGGUCCAGGUGGUGGGACUUCAAGAACGGGUGUGUGAAAAUGUAGAUGAUGUUCUCAGACUCAUUAGUUUAGGUUCUCAAGUGCGCACCUCUGGUCAAACAGCUGCCAAUAAUCAAUCAUCACGUUCACAUGCCGUCUUCCAGAUCAUUUUAAGAAAUUUGGACAAAAUUGAGAAGCAAGGCGAUAAAGCUUACAAACUUCAUGGCAAGUUCUCACUCAUUGAUCUGGCUGGUAAUGAAAGGGGAGCAGACACAUCCAGUGCGAACAGACAAACGCGAAUGGAAGGUGCAGAAAUCAAUAAAUCUCUGCUGGCUCUAAAAGAAUGUAUCCGUGCUCUGGGCCGUAAAGGAGCACAUUUACCUUUCCGUGCCUCAAAACUAACUCAAGUGUUGCGAGAUUCCUUCAUCGGAGACAAGAGCAGGACGUGUAUGAUUGCAAUGAUAUCUCCAGGAAUGUGUUGCUGUGAGCAUACUCUAAAUACAUUGAGGUAUGCUGAUCGUGUAAAAGAAUUGGGAAUUGGUGACAAUGUUGAGGGUGGCUACAAGUCUUCUACUCUCGAAAAGGAACCAGAUGAAAAUGGCACCGUUGAUACAGACUACACGACGCUCUCAAAUCUGAAUGAAAAUGAGAUGAGUGCAGAUCAGCAGGCAUUCCAGGUUGCCAUGGGUGCUGUCCAAGAAGCAGAGGAGGAAGUUGUUGACCUACAUGGUCAAUACUUUGCUCACAGAGAUAAAAUGGACAAGAUGCUUAUUCCUCUGUACCAGAUGACGAAUGAAGUAGAUUAUGAUGUAGAUGCUUAUGCACAACAGUUGGAAGAUGUAGUGUUGGAAAACAUGGAGUGGUGGACUCAGUUGCGAGACCGUGUUAUCAAACUGAGGCACCAACUGGAGGAGGAAGAACAGCUUUCACGUCGUCAGAAUGUAUAAUUAUAAUAGAAAAAUAAUCCAUCCACUGGUGCACACACGUACACUGUGCAUGAAUAAUUUAAAAGCAUAGUUUUAAUUUUUGUUUACAUUAAUCUGCUCAGUGCAGAUACUAAAGAUGUAAACCUAAAAAUAAUGCUUUACUGCAUUUUAUAUUUAGUGUGAGCAGCACACACGAGUUGGUAAAGAUGUAUAUAUAUAGUCAUUAAAAAGUGGCCAUUCCCAUUUACACCUCAACACAAGCUUUGAAACUAUUCACAUAGGUCCCCUUUAGGAAUGGGAAAUACGAACUCCUAAGAUCUGUGAUUAAUGCCUUCCUGUUACAGUAUCUUUAAGUGUUUGGCAUACUUUAAUUUGAUCUUGAGAGUGGAGAGCUUUGUACUUCUGUUGGUAACAUAAUUGCUUUAUUAUUGCUACUUUUCCUUGGCAGUUAACAAUGUCCAUGUUAAUUACUGAUAUAGCAAUAUUUGAAAUAUAAUGCACAAUUAAGAAAAUUGGGCAGUGAUUAUUUUAAACAUACAACUCGAGUAAUAUAGGAACUUCUCAUGUGGCUUAAAACAAGUCUUGAUAAAUGUUAGUCAGUUUGAACAAGCAUCUUGCAUAAACAGUUACUCUUAGUUUUAAAGUUCUGUGUAUUGUAUAAUAAGGUGAGCAGUCUUUAUUUUUUUUUUCAAACAUAUAAAGUAUGGCUACAAUAUUUAGCUUGUAUCAUCCAACAGUAAGUUUAUUUUUCUUAAUUAUAACACUGGUGUUACAUUUCUUAUCUCUAAAGGGGAAAGUUGUAUUGUGGCUUACAAUAGUACUAACAUUCGUGAUGUCCUCUUUUAUUGUGUGCCGUGAUAAUCCACUAUUGUCAAUAAUUUGCUGUACUAUGCGAAUCAUUUAUUAUUCAGCAGCCCUCAUUGUUCUUGCAUCGUGUCUGAACUGGCUCACAUUAGUUAGGAAGUUUUUACUUGCUAAUGUAUGAAAGGAAAAUUUAUAUAAUAAACUUUUUAAGGAAGAAAAUUUCUCAUUACAUACAAAUGUUACACAGUCCACUCAUGUUUCUUGGUCUAUUUAGUGCUCGUGUAAUAGAUUAAUUCCUGUCUGUUACACUAAAACUUGCGCCUUGCUAGUGGUAAUUGUUUGGUUUUAACCGAUUGUGAUUAUAAUAUCAAAAUGGAUGAAUACAAAGUGAACAAAGUGUUUGAAAUGUGUGAAUAGGAGUGUAUUGUUGAAUGAUAAGUGGACCGAGUGUGUGUGUGUUUGGUGUGCAUGUGAGGAAGAAUAUAUAUUAACAAAUUGGUUUUACUGAAAGUUUAUUAUUUUUAUGUAUGCAUAUGAGAGUUUUUGACUUAUGCAUGAUGAUAUAUAAACCUGCUUUAAUUUUGUCAAUAUUAUGUAAGGUACAUUAUAGUUGGGUUGAUACCCAUUUUCUCAACCUAGUCGAUUGCUGAAGUGGUUCAGAGAGAUUAAGAGGAUAAGAACUUUAAUAUUUUAUCAUGUACCUCUCAUACACAUAAAUGCUUAAGAAUAAACCUGGUCAGAUAAAUGCCACAAGUAAAUGUAAUUUAUAUAAAAUAAUCUACUUUCAUGAGGUUCUUUAAGGGUACUACAAAUAAUUCAUUUAUAAAAAGGCUCACCUUGAUACAUUGACCAAGCUUUGCAAUGCUGUGUUAAACGUUACCGCUCUGCAGUUACAAUUAUAUGAUGCUUGUUCAUGAACUUGGCGUAAAGUACUGUACUAAGCUGGUUUACCAUAAUUUUAAGUAGGCUUAUAUUGUGAUAUUUAUUAUAAAAUAAUGCCGUAAAAAAUAAGCAGAAUGGUGUAUCUUGGAGAUUUGUGAUCUUGUAUUUUAUAUUUAUGUAAAGGUAAGAGAUCCAGUAACCAUGACCACAAGAACAUUAUGCUACUCUUAACCAUUCAAUGAGCAGCUUUUCCUCAUCAGAACAUUGCUACCUUGAUCCGUUAUCUUUGUCGAUAAGGGAUGCAGGGUACAGUUUUCUGGCAUUAUUAUUUUUUUCCAUUCUGAAAUGAUAGUUGCAUUACUGACCCUGCAACAUCUACUAAUGUGUUAUUCCUCUCGUUUUUAAAAUUGACUUAAAAACAUGAGCUGAUGCAUAAGUGAUGCAAGGGCUUAUGAAACAUUCAUAUCAAGGAUACUACUGUAUAUAUUGGUAAGUUACCUAAAUCGAUUGUACUCGUCAUAUAAACAAAAAUGUGAAAACCUGGAGAAUCAUUUUGGAAAUGUGUGAAUGGUGUUCUUUGCAAAAGUAACAUUCCAUAUUCUUUUGAAGACUAAUGUAUAUGGAUUUGUGAAGUUCUACUUUGAUAUCACUCAGAAUUUAGAUUUGUCUCCCUUUAAAUAAUAAUAAUCCUUCCAUUACCCCUAAAAACAUUUGGCAUCAGAUAUCCAAAAGUUAAUUGUGAAGUCAAGAGGAAAAUGUCAUAGCAUUGGUUCAUUUAGUGGAUAAAUUGGUCAGUUUUUUCUAUGCUCUGUAUCAGAGCUGUUUUGGCCCAGUUAACCAGUGUAGAAAGGCAGCCAGUCACUGUGUCCAUGAACUGCUUGUAUUCCUGUUACUAGUUGUCUUCACUAGCAGCUUCACUCAAGUGUUUGGGUUCAGUGUUCAUCUUCUGCCUUAUGCAUGACCUAGUGUUUUCAGAAAAUAGUUCUGGAAACCCUCAUACCCACAUCCACAAGUUUGUAUAUAAGUAGGCUGUAAAAAGUGGAUUAAAAUUAAUUUUAGCAAUCUUCAAGUUUUCAUCUUUAUUUGAAAACCUGCAGGGAACAUGGCUCUUCUCUUCAGCAACUCAUAAUAUUGAACAUGUCAUAUCAUACAUAUCUGUUAUCAUCCUUCCCAUAUGCUUUCCACCUAUGUAUCGUCUUUUGAUUUGAAGUUGUCAGCACAAACUUGCACUUCUGUAAUAUAAAUGACCUAAUUCUAGUUGACAAAACCAUUAAAAGAAUAGAAGUACACUAUAAUAAUUUAACAAAGAUUCUCAAAUUGUAAUUUUCAUAACUACCUGCUUGAUGGUGCUUUUGAAGUGGUGGCAGGCCAACUGAUGUAUUUUUUAAUCCGUGAAUUAACCUCGUAAGAAGUGACUGUUUGUGUUGAUUAAACAAAAUUACUGCUUCUAAGUUUGAAAGCAAUCUCUGGCUAUUUUUUCAGGUUACAAAAUUUGUAUCAUCCUUGUUCUCAGAAGAUUAUUUUUAAUGCCUUACUGUAUUGUAAAAAAAAUAUUUAAUGUAGAACACAGCAGAGUAACAUGAACUUGUGAAUGUUAAUGUUGCCGUUUAUGAAGUUCUCUUUUUAACACAUCAAUAAAAAGCACAAAUUAA
Messenger RNA from Procambarus clarkii (red swamp crayfish), 6075 nucleotides. It is a transcript of the gene Klp10A, whose product is annotated as kinesin-like protein 10A. Gene Ontology annotation, biological process: microtubule-based movement. Gene Ontology annotation, molecular function: microtubule binding; ATP binding; microtubule motor activity. Lineage: Eukaryota; Metazoa; Arthropoda; Malacostraca; Decapoda; Cambaridae. The record is from RefSeq and is a predicted model, not a curated record.